UAUCCAAAUAGGUAGCCCCCAGUAAUUUGCUUGAAAUAGCCUUAAGUUCUAUAAACCGAUGAAAGGGACGGAUUUGACUUAGAGAUAAAAGAAGGCCGGCAGGUAAACGCAUUGCAUCUUUUACUUUCUCUCCCUCCAUCACGUGUUCAUGUCUCGCGACAUCGAACCUCUCGUGAAACCAAUAAACCCACCGUUUCCCUUGGAUGACUCAUUAUAUUGUCUAGACUCUGAGGAGAUUGCCUUCUUCAGGAGACAGACUGGCAUUCAAGAUGAAGUGGCCCUGAAGACACAUAUAAUUGAUGUGCAAAAGGAGGCAUACAAGGUAGCUCCCUAUGCUUGCAUUCGAGGAUUUCAUUUCUUGCACCCAAACAUGUCUAAACUACAUAUUUACGACCACAUUUUGAAGCGUGGUUCUGAAGGAGCAAUAUUACUCGAUGUCGGUUCUUGUCUUGGUGCCGAUGUUAGGAAGGCAGUUGAAGAUGGAUUUCCGGCCCAUAAUAUCAUCACUUCUGACAUUGAAGAAGCAUUUUCCGAGUUAGGAUGCAAACUCUUUAAAUCGAGCUCGAAGUCAAUUUUAUUUAUACCUGGCGACAUAUUUGACCCCGCAUUUCUAUCGAUUUCGCGGCCAGCUAGCUCUGUCCCAGAGGGUGCGAUGCCGGACAUUCAAACACUGCGGUCAUUAAACGACCUUCAUGGUCGCGUCGGUGUCAUCCACGCUUCCAAGCUAUUUAACCUAUUCGACGAGGAGAAGCAACUUGAACUUGCUCACGCCUUAGGAGGCUUGCUGUCCUGCGAAUCUGGCUCCACAAUCUGCGGCACUCACGUAGUUGCAUCGGAGAAAGGCGUUGUUCGUCACACAGUGUUAGGCAUUGAUAUCUCCUACUUUUGCCACUCCCGGGAAACUUGGACUAGUUUGUGGGACGGCGUCGUGUUUGAGAAAGGUCAGGUAAAGGUUGAGACGACAACAUCAACCAUUGACCUGGGCGGCAUUCCUUUUCGUCUCUUACAUUGGUCUGUUACGAGACCGUGACUGCGAGGGUAGAUUUUGUCCAUUCACAGAAGAGUAU
This is a messenger RNA of Suillus subalutaceus, 1067 nucleotides long. RefSeq lists its product as uncharacterized. Bases 149 to 1030 code for a protein of 293 amino acids. Lineage: Eukaryota; Fungi; Basidiomycota; Agaricomycetes; Boletales; Suillaceae. The transcript has 5 exons. The record is from RefSeq and is a predicted model, not a curated record.